AUGAGCACCAUCUUCAGUAAAACGAUCUUCAAUGAGCUGCGUCGGGAGGGGACGCUGUGCGACGCUGUGAUCCGAGUGGAGGACGUUGGCUUCAGAGUCCACAGGAUCGUCCUCUGCAACAGCAGCACCUUCUUCAGAGAACUCUUCUGCAAUUUAUCUGGACCAUCGGAGCAUCAGGUCUUCAGCUUCUCACAGGUCUCCCCCAUCACCAUGAGCCUCAUCCUGGACUUCAUCUACACCGGCUCCAUGGUGGUGACGGAGGAGAACGUUCUGGAGCUGUUGGCCGGAGCAGAGAGCUUCUCCGUCGGGGGCGUCAUGAAGGCCUGCUGCCUCUUCCUGGAGCAGAGACUCAACACCAAGAACUGCGUCCACAUCUGGAUGGUGGCGGAGUUCCACACAUGUCCCAAGCUGAGGCAGAAGGCCUACCUGUUCGUGCUGCAUCACUUUAAGGAGGUGGCGGGCUUCUCUGUGAAGUUCCUGCAGCUCUCCGUGCAGCAGCUGGCAGAUCUCAUCGAGCAGGACGAGCUGAAUGUGAAGCAGGAGAGCAUCGUGUUCGAGGCGGUGCAGCGCUGGAUCAACUAUGCCCCGCAGGAACGCCAGGGUCACAUGGCCGCGCUGCUGAGCAAGGUGCGCCUGCUGUCAAUGUCCAGUAGUUACCUGGUAGAAACUGUGAUUAACAACAACCUGGUGAGGAAGUGUGUGUCGUGCAUGACCUUGGUGAUCGACGCCAUGAAGACCCUGCGAGAGGCCCAUCUGCAGCGACCUCUGACCCGCGCCCGCCUCCCCUCUGCGGUGCUCAUGACCAUCGGAGGCAGCGAGAAAGAAUGUUUGACGGACAGGAUGGACUUCUACGAUGUCCGAGCCGACUGCUGGCUGCCCAUGAACAGCCGGGAGAAGACCUUUAGAGUUCUGCACGGUUGCGUCUUCCUCAAUGGAUCCAUCUACUGUAUUGGAGGAACUGACCUGAGUAACAUUUUGAGCAGCGUGCGUAAGUUCGACCUCGUCAGCCACACCUGGCAGGAGUUGGUGCCCAUUCACAAACCCAGAAAAUGUGUGUGUGCGGUGGCUCUGAACGGAUGCAUUUAUGCCAUCGGAGGCACUGACGGGCGCGAACAGAAACUUGCAGAGCGGUUCCAGCCGGAAAACAACCGGUGGGAACUGAUCGCUCCGAUGCUCGAUUUCAGGAGUGACGCCUGCGCCGCGACGCUACACGGCAAGAUAUAUAUUUGCGGCGGUCUAGACAACGAAGAACCUCUGUCCUCUGCCGAGUGCUACAACCCCAAAACCAACGAGUGGACGAUGAUCGCCUCGAUGGACUGCGGCUGCGCUUCAGCUCGGGCUGUCGUCUACAGAGACAAAAUAUAUCUGGCUGGAGGCCACAUCAACGGCGCGUCUUUGUGCCGAGUCAUCGCCUACGAUCCUCUAUCAAACCAGUGGAGCACGAUGACUCCCAUGAUCUACGCUCGCAGGCACUUUGGCAUGGCGGUGCUGGAGGAGCAGCUGUAUGUGGCCGGAGGGUACAACAACGAGAGCGACCUCUGUAAGGUGGAGCGUUUCGAUGAAGACUCCAGCAGGUGGAGCGCAGUGCGGGACAUGGAGGCGCCUCUCUAUGGCUUCAGCUUCUGUGUGGUGGAGCGACAUUUUUACAAUGCUUCAAACCUGCCCAAAUUAACUACAGGGUUCCCGAUAUGUCCGUGA
This is a messenger RNA of Gymnodraco acuticeps, 1698 nucleotides long. Its product is annotated as kelch-like protein 10. Lineage: Eukaryota; Metazoa; Chordata; Actinopteri; Perciformes; Bathydraconidae. The transcript has 5 exons. The record is from RefSeq and is a predicted model, not a curated record. Gene Ontology annotation, molecular function: protein binding. Bases 1 to 1698 code for a protein of 565 amino acids.